GGCGCGACGUGGCUCCUCUGCAAACUUCCAACAACACAGCCUAGGUCAUUCCCGAGCUUGCUUACCUAUUUCCAAUGCGCAUUAUAUAGCCGGUCUACACGGUCAUACAUUCCUAUUUACCCCCCAUGCGCACAACUCCGCUGUGUAAAGCAGCGCUCAUACUGCAACUAUGCUGGUCCACCGCCUCCCUGGCUGAUUCCCUACUCUCUGGCGGCCUACACCGCAGUCCGAUCGCGAGGGUGUUGGACGCCCAGCCCAUCCGAGAUGUAGAUUGCAAGAACUCUAACCCUACCGGCCCCAUCGACACAACGUACUGUGACUUCGAGACGGUAGAAAGCGUGAACGAGCAACUCUUUGACAACCUGCAUGAAUUGGUGGCGACGCCGUUCUUCAAGUACUUCCAGGCCGACCUAUAUCGCGAGUGCCCAUUCUGGUCCGACGACGGACUAUGCAGUGACCCGGGGUGCGCCAUCACAACUGUCGACGAGAGCGAAGUCCCUGAGAGAUGGCGCGCGACCUCGCUCAGCCGUCUGACCGGUCGAGUGGAUGAUCGACAUCAACUCCCAGGUUGCUACUACCGCGAUUCAGAUUUUUGCUUCCUCGAUGAUAACACCGAAGGCGAAUACUACGACCUCACGCUGAUUCCGGAACGCUACACCGGGUAUUCUGGUCCCUCAGCUGCUCGGGUAUGGAGGUCGAUCUAUGAAGAGAAUUGCUUCGGGCUAUCGGAAAUGGCUUUACACUCCGGCCCGAAUCCGGCCCCAGUGAGCUUGCCUCAGAGCAUGUCAGAGGCGUUCGGAGGCGAUACCCCGGCCCAGUGCCUAGAGAAAAGGGUCUACUACAAAGUCAUCUCGGGAUUGCAUGCGUCGAUAUCCACCCAUAUCUGUCAAGAAUACCUUAAUCAGACGACCGGAGAAUGGAGUCCCAACCUACAAUGUUUCAUCAACCGAAUCGGAGCACAUCCUGAGCGAUUGGAGUACAUUUACUUCAACACUGUUCUCUUAUUGCGUGCUAUGGCACGCAUAGGACCCUACCUCGAAGCCUUUGACUACUGCUCGACGGGGACGCACGAAGACGACGCCGAGACGCUUACGAAGCUCCGAGCUGUUGUGGGCAUUGCACAGCACGCAGGGCAAUUCGAUGAGACGGUGUUGUUCCGAGGGGAGAAUGCCAACGUUUUGAAAGAGGAAUUCAAGUCUCAUUUCCGCAACGUUACCCGGAUCAUGGAUUGCAUCGGAUGCGACAAAUGCCGACUCUGGGGCAAGAUUCAGACCACAGGAGUUGCCACUGCACUCAAAAUCCUGUUCGAGCUCGAUGAAAAGACGCUCGAUCCUAAAGUGAACAGCAAUCUGCUCUCGCGGUCAGAAGUAGUCGCGCUGGUCAACACGUUGCACCGCUUCAGCGAGAGUCUGUCUGCAGUCGAGGGCUUCAGAAAAAUGUGGCGGGCGACUAGUGCUGAGGAGAGCGAGAGGCUGAUCCUGCAAGCGGAAAAAGAUGGAGCAUCUCCUACCAGCCGACAACGCUCCCCUUCACCAUUUGCAGACGGCACCGCACCAGAAUUACCGCUGACGCGAUGGUUGCGGGUCUGCAAGCGAAGCACGGUCGAAUGUGUCGAGAUGCUGCUGGACAUGUGGAAGAGAGGUGUCAGUGCGCUUGCCGCGGUGUUCGCCACGUCAGGAAAAGACCGCGGACCGGCUGGAUUUGAGUUAUAGGGCGAAGGACGUAUUUAUGGCCAUAAAUGUAUAAGCAUCACAUCAUAAGACUGCCUAAUCCACCUUGCACAUACGCCAUCGGCUUCAUUGGAGGAUGCGGCGA
Messenger RNA from Mycena citricolor, 1815 nucleotides. The record is from the annotation of a GenBank genome assembly. NCBI's taxonomy places the organism in Eukaryota, Fungi, Basidiomycota, Agaricomycetes, Agaricales, Mycenaceae.